Molecule: messenger RNA, 948 nt
Organism: Lodderomyces parapsilosis
Lineage: Eukaryota; Fungi; Ascomycota; Pichiomycetes; Serinales; Debaryomycetaceae
Product: 3-methyl-2-oxobutanoate hydroxymethyltransferase
Exons: 1
Coding region: 1-948 (315 amino acids)
Biological process (GO): pantothenate biosynthetic process
Cellular component (GO): mitochondrion
Molecular function (GO): magnesium ion binding; 3-methyl-2-oxobutanoate hydroxymethyltransferase activity
Source: RefSeq, a predicted model, not a curated record
AUGAUAUUCCGCAAAUCGAUACAUAAACAAACUGUGCGUUUGCUUUCUCACUCUUCAUUCCUCAGAUCAUCCUAUAAUCAAGUAUCGAGAAAAACCGUUGCCGAUAUCCAUCAAUUUCACCAAUCGCAAAAGCCAAUCUCGGUGGUAACGGCCCAUGAUUUCAUAACUGCCAAACUAGUGGAUGCUGGAGAUAUAGAUAUAUGCUUGGUUGGUGACUCGCUAGCGAAUACCACAUUGGGAUACCAAGAUACCAAUGAAUUGACCUUGGACGAAAUGAUGUACCAUGUUCAAUCAGUUCUGCGAGGCAAUGAUAGAUCCCUAAUUAUUGCUGAUUUACCAUUUGGAUCAUUUGAAGCAUCAGUGGAGCAGGCUACUAAAUCAGCAAUCAGUUUAGUUCAAAAAGGUAAAGUUCAAGGUGUCAAAUUAGAGGGUGGGAAUUCUGAAAAUAUCCCCACAAUUGAAAAAUUAAUCUCAGUAGGGAUACCAGUUAUGGGACAUGUUGGAUUAACACCUCAGAAACACAAUGCCAUAGGCGGUUUUAAAUUACAAGGCAAAGACGCAAAGGGGGCAUUGGACAUUUAUCAAGAAUGUCUAAAUUUACAAAAAGCUGGUGUGUUUGCCAUUGUGUUGGAAUGUAUUCCCAAUAAAAUAGCUCAAUACAUUACCGAGAACUUGUCAGUACCAACAAUUGGCAUUGGUGCUGGGCCCUUUUGUUCAGGACAAGUACUUGUGAUUUCAGAUAUGUUGGAGUUGAAGAAUCCUGAAGAAAGUCAUAUUGCUAAAUUUGUUAAACCUUAUGCUCAAUUUUAUCAAGUAGGAGUUGAUGCUAUGAAACGGUAUAAACUUGAUGUGGAAACUAAGCAAUUCCCCUUGGCUGAUGAACAUGGAUACAAAAUUAAAAAGGAUGUUUUUGAACAAUUUAAACAAGAGGCGCAGAAUCUUAAAUAA